UGAUGCCUCCAGUAAUACAGUCCAUACCACCACCAAAGAGAGGAGGAGGCUGCUUCUGCAAGUGCAUUUGUUGGACCCUAAGCUUGCUUCUCAUUCUCAUCAUCAUCUUGGGAGCAACUUUAGGAGCCCUUUACCUUAUUUUCAAGCCAAAGCUACCCAAUUACUCAGUCGAAAGCCUAAGGAUAGGUGAUCUGAGGCUGAACUUGGACAUGACCCUGGAUGCAAAGUUUGAUGUGAAGAUCACAGCAAACAACCCCAACGAGAAUAUUGGAAUUUACUAUGAGAAAGGAGGAAGGCUAAGUGUAUGGUUCACAAAAACUCAGCUUUGUGAGGGGUCACUGCCCAUAUUCUACCAAGGUCAUCGGAACAGAACAGUGCUUGAUGUGUCCUUAAGUGGGCAAGUGGAAUCAGGAACCACAUUAAUGGCUGCCCUGCAACAGCAGCAACAGACAGGGAGAGUUCCAUUGGAUCUUAAGAUACAUGCACCAGUAGCUAUCAAACUUGGGAGCUUGAAGCUGAGGAAGGUCAGAAUCUUGGGGAAAUGCAUGUUGGUGGUUGAUAGCUUAUCUGCUAAUAGUCUCAUAAGCAUCAAAGCUAGCAACUGUAAAUUCCGACUGAAACUUUAAUUUUUCAUAACCUGAGUUGUCUUAUUCUUUAUUUAUAUAGAUUUUGCCCUUUAGUUGCAGUCUAUUGGAAUAUAUCCCUUGUUUUUAUAUUGAAACAUUCUUUUUCUGAAUGAUAUGUUAACAUAGAAGCAUUUCCUUGCCUUUAUUUUGUUUUCUGUUUUUUUUUUAAUUACUAUUAGCAUUCAUUUGAUUUGAACUUCUUGUUUCGCCUCCCAGUGGA
This is a messenger RNA of Neltuma alba, 846 nucleotides long. RefSeq names its product NDR1/HIN1-like protein 6. Gene Ontology annotation, cellular component: plasma membrane. The record is from RefSeq and is a predicted model, not a curated record. The coding region runs from base 3 to 626 and encodes 207 amino acids. The transcript has a single exon. Lineage: Eukaryota; Viridiplantae; Streptophyta; Magnoliopsida; Fabales; Fabaceae. Gene Ontology annotation, biological process: defense response to other organism.